AUGCCGGAGCAAGUCGCGUCCCAGCUGGGAAGCACCCGGUUCCUUCGCCUCCGAGGCGUGCCAUUUCAGGCAGAGCUCCACGAGGUGGUGGACUUUUUGUCUGAGUUCAGCAUCCCCCAGGAGAGUGUCGUCUUCGGACGACGUCCUGAUGGUCGCAUCACUGGCGAGGCCUACGUCAUGUUCCGCAGCAUCGAAGAGGCAGAGCACGCACUGAACUCCCUUCAGAACAGAGAAAUCCAGGGUCGGUACAUCGAGCUCUUCCGCUCCACCGAGGAAGACUUCCACAGAAUGUCUGGCUUGAAAGCCACUGCACCACAAACUGCCGAAAUGGGCAAGGAGUACUUGGUGAUGAAGAUCAAACAGAUCCAGCGCAGUGGCCAGGAAGCCAAGGAUGCGUGGUACAGGUACUGCGAGAGCACGCGUACCGGCAACCAUGACCCAGCUCGACACACCCCGGAGUCGCUGAAGGCCUUCAUUGAGGCCUACGAGCGUGGGGAAGCUCCAGAGCAAGCUGCACAGAAGGUCGUUCAGCUCUCGCCGAUUCUGCGACUGAGAGGCGUCCCGUUCCAGGCAACUGUAGACGAUGUCGUGCAGUUUCUGACCGAGUUCGGCAUUGACCAGUCGCGCGUGAGGAUGUCGCUGCGUGAGGGUCGGCCAACGGGAGAAGCCUAUGUCCAGUUUUCCAGCGUACAGGAUGCCGAGUCUGCCUUGCAGACCAAGCAGCGCCAGGAGAUCAUUGGCCGCUACAUCGAAUUGUUCCGGUCAUGCCAAGAGGACUUCGACAAGAGCUCGGGCUCCGGCUUCUCUGCGGGAGGGAUGCAAGGAGCCUGGAGCCAAAAUGCCGUGCCCCCGCCCGUCAUGGCAUUGACAAAUGCUCCGGCGCCGGGCAGCAAGGAGGAGCUCGUGGCGGCAGUCAAAAAGAUCCAGCGGAACUAUGAAGAUGGCAAGACAAAGUGGGAGGAGUACUGUGGGGUGCUCCGCACCGGCAAUCGUGAUCCUGCGCGACACACGCCGCAAGCGCUCAAGAUGUUCCUGGAGGCGUUUGAAAAAGGCGAGAUCCCGACAGAGCCGAUCUAUGGCAAAGUCCUCCGUCUUCGUGGAGUACCCUUCCAGAGCGAGCUCUCAGACGUGGUCUCCUUUCUGGCGGAUUAUAGCAUCGACGAGAAGAGCAUUGUCAUGGGCCGUGGGGCUGAUGGCAAGAAGACGGGCGAGGCCUACGUCAUCAUGCCCUCAGUGGAGAUUGCGGAGAAGGCCCUUGAGGACAAGCAGAAGCAGGAAAUCCACGGCCGGUACAUCGAGCUCUUCAGGGCUUCGCUGGACGAUUGGGAUGAGUCCAAGGUCCACCACGAAGCGUUUAUGCGCAUGCAUGGCUACACCGCAGAUGCCAUCAAUAAGGAGGCCUUGGUUGCGGAGGUCAAGCACAUUCAGCGAUCCAGCGAGGAUGGGCGUGCCAAGUGGGAGCAGUUCUGCGAUGUUCUUCGCACCGCCAACCGCGACCCAUUGCGGCACACGUCGGACACGUUGCGUGCUUUCGCGCAGGGGUUCAAGAAUGGAGAGGACUUGAACGCGGUUGCAACCAUGUUGGGCAAAGACAGCCCGGUUGUGCGGAUGCGUGGAGUGCCCUUCCAAGCGGGGGUAGAAGACAUUCUUUCCUUCUUGAGCGACUACAGCAUCCGGGAGCACGACAUCACCUUCAUGAAGAGGCCUGAUGGCCGGCACAUGGGCGAGGCAAUUGUCGUGUUUCCCAAUGCCCAGCUCGCUCAAAAGGCUUUAGAUGAGAAGCAGCGCCAUGAGAUCCAGGGCCGCUACAUCGAGCUCUUCAGAUCGAGUCACGGCGAGCUUGAAGAGUGUCGCACGAUGACGCACAUGCCGAGCGCACCGCGGAACGCAGGAAAGGAGAGUGCAGGUGUCGUUGCCUCAGGCUGCUCGCUGUGCAUGUAUGCUCGGAUCGUUCUUGAAGUGGCGUGA
Molecule: messenger RNA, 1968 nt
Organism: Symbiodinium natans
Lineage: Eukaryota; Dinophyceae; Suessiales; Symbiodiniaceae
Source: the annotation of a GenBank genome assembly